CUUCCUUCGGCCAAUGAGAACCAGAGCGCAGCUCCAUCAAAACCAAAGCGCUUUUUUUUCCUUCCAGGCUUGCCUUCCUCCAAAUGUUGAAGUGCUCUGAGAGCGCGGACACAGUCUCCGGACAGAGCCGCUCAGGACGCACUGUCUCUCGUCUCUUAAGUGAUUAAGAAGGAAAGGAAAAAGCAAAGCGCGCCGGGACCGAAUGAAGACCGAAGGAUCUACCCGGAUUCGAGCCCAUGAUGUUGGCAUGGUGCUGGAGGAGCUCGGCUCAGCGGAACACCACUAGCACGCAGAGAUCUCCGGAGCCGCGCGCGGCGGAUGCUCUCCGCGCUCCCGCACACGGAUUACCGCGGCGCCGCGCUCUCGUUUUGUUCGCCCCGUCGACGUCUCGCUUGGACUAUGGCCGCGGCUCCCAGAGUGCCGGGGCCCGACGGGUUUGGAGUUUCGCCCCCGAGCUACACGCGCUCCGGUAACCCGGACCUCACGCGCAGACCCAGCUACUGCCACGCCGCUUUUGCGCUCAAACAGAUCGCCAAGGGGAAGGCUGCGGGUCAGAAAGCUCCGCUGUGGCUCCGGGCAAGGUUCCAGGCUCUCCUCUUUACUCUGGGUUGUCAUAUUCAGCGACACUGUGGAAAAGUGCUUUUUAUUGGACUCCUCGUGUUUGGAGCUUUCUCAGUUGGCCUGCGAGUGGCCACCAUUGAAACGGACAUCGAACAGCUAUGGGUGGAAGCUGGCAGUAGGGUGAGCAGGGAAUUGCGUUACACAAAGGAGAAGCAAGGAGAAGAGGCGGUGUUCACCUCGCAGAUGCUCAUACAGACACCCAAACAGGAAGGAACCAAUCUUCUUACCCAGGAAUCUUUGUUGCUCCACCUGGAGGCAGCUGUGUCUGCUAGCAAAGUCCAGGUGUCUCUUUAUGGAAAAUCCUGGGAUCUUAACAAAAUCUGCUUCAAAUCUGGAGUCCCAAUAAUAGAAAAUGUCAUGAUCGAGAGGAUGAUUGACAAGCUGUUCCCCUGCAUGAUUGUGACCCCACUGGACUGCUUCUGGGACGGCUCCAAACUGCAGGGAGGCUCUGCCUACUUACCAGGGAUGCCUGAUAUUCAGUGGAUGAAUCUGGAUCCUCUGAAGCUCAUGGAGGAGUUAAGCCAGUUCACUUCAUUAGAAGGUUUCAAGGAAAUGCUGGACAAGGCUCAAGUAGGCCAUGCCUACAUGAACCGGCCAUGUCUCGAUCCCAAUGACCCCGACUGCCCACUCAGUGCUCCCAACAAGGACCUGCGUCAGAGUCCAGAUAUUGCUGCGGAACUACAGGGUGGCUGCCAUGGUUUCUCAAAGAAGUUCAUGCACUGGCAGGAGGAGCUGAUCCUCGGGGAACGCAUGAAGAACUCGCAGGGGUUUUUGCAAAGUGCAGAGGCUUUGCAAACCAUGUUUCUUCUCAUGAGCCCCAAGCAGCUAUAUGAACACUUUAAGGAUGACUAUGAAAUCCAUGACAUCAACUGGAAUGAGGACAAGGCCACUGCCAUCCUGGAGUCUUGGCAGAGAAAGUUUGUUGAGGUGGUCCACGAAAGCCUUCCUCAGAACUCGUCCUCUAAUGUCCACGCUUUUUCUACCACCACACUCAAUGACAUCAUGAAGUCCUUUUCUGAUGUCAGUGUCAUCAGGGUAGCAGGAGGAUACCUGCUCAUGCUGGCCUAUGCGUGUGUGACCAUGCUCCGGUGGGACUGUGCUAAGAGCCAGGGGGCAGUAGGGCUGGCUGGAGUGCUGCUGGUGGCUCUGUCUGUAGCUGCAGGUUUAGGAUUAUGCUCUCUGAUGGGGUUGUCUUUCAACGCUGCCACUACACAGGUGCUGCCUUUUUUGGCGCUGGGAAUAGGGGUGGAUGACAUGUUCCUUCUGGCUCAUUCUUUCACAGAGAGUGGCUCCACCAUCCCCUUUAAGGAAAGGACUGGUGACUGUCUCAGAAGGACUGGCACUAGUGUGGCUCUCACCUCUAUUAACAACAUGAUCGCCUUCUUCAUGGCAGCCCUAGUGCCCAUUCCUGCUCUUCGGGCUUUCUCGUUGCAGGCUGCUGUUGUGGUGGUAUUUAAUUUUGCCAUGGUCCUGCUCAUCUUCCCCGCAAUUCUGAGUCUGGAUUUGCAUAGACGCAAGGACAAAAGACUGGACAUCCUCUGUUGCUUCUACAGCCCAUGUUCCUCCCGAGUGAUCCAAAUCCAGAGUCAGGAGUUCUCUGAUGCCAAUGAUAACCACACUCUCCCUCAUGGCCCACCCACCCCCACUUUUGCUGGUUCCACAAUCACCACCAGCACCCACAUCACCACCACGGUGCAAGCUUUCACCCAGUGUGAUGCUGCUGGUCAGCACAUUGUCACCAUUCUGCCUCCAACUUCUCAGAUCUCCACCAGCCCUCCCUCAGUUGUGUUGUCACCCCCAGACCCCAGACCAGCUGCUGAUCCCUAUGGCUCUCAGCUAUUCAUGCCAUCCAGCUCCACCCGGGACCUGCUGGCCCAAGCAGAAGAACCUCGACUGGAACGGGAGUGUGUACCUCUGCCAUUUUUGCAAUGGAACCUUCCCCGCUUUGCCCGUGAGAAGUAUGCACCGCUGCUGCUUAAGACUGAAACAAAGACAGUGGUGGUGGUGUUAUUUGUGGCACUGCUUAGUCUUAGCCUCUAUGGUACAACCAUGGUCCACGAUGGCCUCUAUUUAACAGAUGUUGUGCCGAGAGACACAAAGGAGUAUGAUUUCAUUUCUGCCCAGUUUAAGUACUUCUCCUUCUACAACAUGUACUUGGUUACGAUGGAUGGGUUUGACUAUGCCCAGUCACAGCGCGAGCUCCUGCAGCUUCACAAUGCAUUCAACUCGGUCAAGUACGUUGUGAGAGACAGUAAUCAAAAACUGCCCCGCAUGUGGCUCCACUACUUCCACGACUGGCUUCGAGGGCUGCAAGCUGCAUUUGAUGCCGACUGGGAAGCAGGCAGGAUCACCUAUGACAGUUACCGCAAUGGUACUGAGGAUGGAGCAUUGGCUUACAAACUUCUCAUUCAGACUGGAUCAAAGAAAGAGCCAUUCAAUUACAGUCAGCUGACAUCUCGUCGUCUGGUAGAUAAUGAUGGUCUGAUUCCUCAAGAGGUCUUCUACAUCUACCUGACUGUGUGGGUCAGUAAUGAUCCACUAGGCUAUGCUGCAUCCCAGGCCAAUUUCUAUCCCCACCCUCAUGAGUGGAUUCAUGACAAAUAUGAUACCACUGGAGAGAACCUACGUAUCCCAGCUGCAGAGCCUCUGGAAUUUGCUCAGUUCCCCUUCUACCUGAAUGGACUUCGGCAGGCUUCAGACUUCAUUGAGGCCAUUGAGAGUGUGCGCUCCAUCUGUGAAGAAUUUAUGCGUAAGGGCAUCCCGAACUACCCCAAUGGAUACCCGUUCCUUUUCUGGGAGCAGUACAUUGGCCUGCGCCACUGGUUCCUGCUAUCUGUCAGUGUUGUCCUGGCCUGUACCUUCCUGGUGUGUGCCAUCUUGCUACUCAACCCCUGGACAGCAGGCAUUAUUGUUUUUAUCUUGGCUAUGAUGACCGUAGAGCUGUUUGGCAUUAUGGGCCUGAUCGGUAUCAAGUUGAGUGCCAUCCCUGUGGUUAUCCUGAUUGCUUCUGUUGGCAUUGGAGUGGAGUUUACUGUGCAUGUUGCACUGGGCUUCCUGACUGCUAUCGGGAAUAGAAACACACGCUCAAGUGUUGCUCUGGAGCACAUGUUUGCACCUGUGAUAGAUGGUGCCAUCUCCACUCUACUUGGAGUGCUCAUGCUGGCUGGUUCCGAAUUUGACUUCAUCAUGAGGUACUUUUUCGCAGUGCUGGCCAUAUUGACAUUGCUGGGAAUUCUCAAUGGCUUGGUACUGCUGCCUGUUCUGCUAUCAAUUGUGGGCCCUCCAGCCGAAGUCGUUCUUGGGAAUAAUGCCAGUGCUGUCUCCAGUCCCUCACCCGAGCCCAUACCCAGGAUUAUGAACAACCAUGGCUACUAUGCUGGGCACAUCCCCAGAGCACCACAACAGGCCUUCACUGAGAUCUCAGACUCUGAGUACUAUUCAGAAACAACCAACACUUCUGGGAUUGGGGAUGAGGACUACAUGCACUCUGAGAGAAAUGCGUAUAUAACCGCACCUACGCAGCCACCAACCUCCCACAUACUGCUGGAGGCCAGCAAGAACCCUUCAUUUCCGAAGCUCACAGUGGUAAAACCUUAUAAUGAAAUUCCAUCAGCAACAAAUCCAAAAGAUCCCCCCAGCGAGGAAACCCAGAACGCAGUCAAUUCCAUCAGUUCACAGAUCACACGGUGGGAUGGCAAACCGGAAUACCAGGGAUCUAGGCGACACCCUUUACCUAACGACGGUGCAUACUCUCAUGGAAGGACUACACACUGUGGUCCCAGGUUACAGCAAGGCAGAGGGCCACAGCUGAACAGGACUAAAGCUCUGCCCCAUGGUUGCAAUGCACUGCAGCAGCCCAACAACACUGUCACCAUGGUUACCGCCACUGCCUCAGUAACCGUGUCAGUGCACCCCAAUCUGCCGGGGUCGUAUCAGGGUACCAUGCACGAGGUCUUUGAGGAUAGUGUAUCAGACUCUUUCGAGAACUCUAAAAGGACUUCACAAACUUAUGGGAGAGCUAAUCAGCCUUCCAAGAGAGACUCUUUACAACUACAAGAUCUGGAAUCCCUAGAUAACAACCAGCAUCAAGCUAAACAGGGUCUAGGUGGAACACGGACCCAAACGGCCAAAGAUUGCUAGACAGCACACAUCGUCACGCCAACAACCCCUUAAACCCCUUUUGUCUGGAAUCUAUCACUGGCUGUUUUGGGACGUCCCAAUAUGCUCUGUCUUUCCGAACUGUAAAUAAGCCUCACAGAUAAGAGGAUUUAUUUUAAAAGAUAUUCAAAUUAUACAUUUAUAAAUAUAUAUUUUAAUACUAAAAGAGGGCAAAACUAUUUAAGAGUACUGUAUCAUGUUUGUAUUCUCUUAUGUAAAAGUCAGAUAUAUGAGAGGAUUCAUGGGCUUUGUUUCCUCUUUUGUAAAGAUUAAGAAAUGUUUUUUAUGUAAAAAUUCAGAGAAGUUGAAUAUUAGGUUAUUGAAAAAUGAAAGGUCAGUGUUCUUUUUUUUGCUGCUAUACAUCAUAUAUGAUGAGAUGAUUUGCCUUGAAAAUGCGCAGUACCCCCUCCCCGAUGUAAGCUGUAACAUGACAUUAACACGUUCUUACACUGCAAAUUUCUUCUGCUUGUUCUCAGAGUGCUUAACCUUUAUACAGUAAUGUGUUCAUUUUGCAAACGCUUGUAUUCAGUGUGACUUAAAUGAAAGACAUCAAGGCUUAAACGACUUGCUCAAAGACCCAACAGUGGGCGUCUAGGAGUGCUGGGAUUUGAUCUCCCUGCACUGUGUCCCCUGAUGGUGUCUCGUCUUUGAUUGCACUGUGACAUGUAGACACGUAAUCGAGAGAUUUCAUCCAUUUUAAACUCAUUUCUUUAAAACUAAAAUUUCUCCCUAGCUUCAUUUAAUUGACAGCAACUUCUGUGCCUUUGUCGCUUCACAUACUAUUGGAUUUGGAUAUUUGACAUUGCUGUAGUUCUCUGCUAAUUACACAGCGAUGAAAAAUGACCCACUUUCCAAUAUGGUGAUAAACUUGACCCCAAAGUUUCCUCCACCUGAAAUUUCUAUUUGCAGUUAUAAUCCAAUGUUCCUGAGACAUAUAGUCAAUACUGAAUUAUCAUCUUAUUUAAGUACAUUAUGAGGUCAGGCUUUUUCUUUCUUUGUUUCUUUGUUUUUUGGCCGUUUAGAGGCAAUACAUAGCUCUAGUCCUGUGCAAUGCUAGAUUAAGUCGUUCUCACGCAGGUUCCUCCAGCUAGGCCAGUGUAUCACUCAUGGAGCUCAUUCAAGCCAGUAUUUCUUCUUUUCUUCUCUUCUCAUUUUGAGUUUUUCAAUACUGGUCACAACACUGCCAGGUUAAACCCAGGGAAACAUUAGAUUUAAGUGGCAGCUUUUUUUGUGUGUGACAGAACUAGAAACAGAACAAUAUGUAGCUACUGAAUCUAAACAACAACGACAAUAAAAAAAAAAAAAAUAAAAAAAAUAACAUAACACAAAAGUCAAGCAAGCAAUCCACGGUAUACAUGUACAUGAAGUACGUGCAUGGUGAGAUAGCGGAAAGGAAAGAUUAGGGGAUGGGGGUCCUGUACUUCUAUUUGAAAUGUAUGUCAUGCCAUAUGAAUUAUUUAUAUGAAAAAAAGUUUUAUUUUUGUAGUUUGUACAGAUGUUAGUCACUAGACUGAUGUUAUAUUUUUAAAGAGUAAAUAUAUUACAAAUGCAAAUAUAUAUAUAUAAUUAUAUCUAUUUGUUGCUUUUUUUUGGGGUGGGUCGGGUGUAAAAUCGGUUGGAGUGGAGGUUUUCAUUUUUUUUUAUUUGCUGUUAGAUGAGGAGAAAUUCUGUUUGGAAAAUGAAGGAGGGGGGUGCGGUUGUCGCUGUCCACCUUGUGUUGCCUUUCUUCCUUCAAAUAUCUAUUUGUUGUCUAAAACACUGACUUCAUAAAUCCAUGUGCAAGAGAAAAAAAAAUAUACACACAACUUUUGUGUGACCAUCAUUUCCCUUCACCCUUAAUAAGAAUACAACUAACAAAAUAAAUGUUUAA
Molecule: messenger RNA, 6649 nt
Organism: Clarias gariepinus (North African catfish)
Lineage: Eukaryota; Metazoa; Chordata; Actinopteri; Siluriformes; Clariidae
Gene: ptch2
Product: patched 2
Exons: 22
Coding region: 319-4761 (1480 amino acids)
Biological process (GO): smoothened signaling pathway
Cellular component (GO): plasma membrane
Molecular function (GO): hedgehog family protein binding; hedgehog receptor activity; smoothened binding
Source: RefSeq, a predicted model, not a curated record